Cajanus cajan (pigeon pea) is the source of this 1692-nucleotide messenger RNA. Its product is annotated as GTP-binding family protein. Gene Ontology annotation, cellular component: mitochondrion. The record is from RefSeq and is a predicted model, not a curated record. Gene Ontology annotation, biological process: mitochondrial translation. NCBI's taxonomy places the organism in Eukaryota, Viridiplantae, Streptophyta, Magnoliopsida, Fabales, Fabaceae. Gene Ontology annotation, molecular function: GTP binding; GTPase activity.
CAAAUAUUCAUGUGGAUAGACUAUUUACUCUCAAGAGAUCCCAAAGAAUUAUCGCAAAGAGCAGCGUGGUUGAAAAUUGAAACCCAACAGAAAAACAAAGAAGGAAGAGUGAGUAGUAGCAUAGCACAGUGAUGAGUGUUCAAUUAUCAAGCUUAUGGGUCCCCAAUUCUCCACCAAUACCCACACACUUCAUUCCCAACCGUUGCAGAUUCACCCCAUCAGCUAUCUCACCCCAAUCCCCCACCAUUCAGAUAAUUGGUGUGAGAGGCCCUAGUUGGAGGGAUAACGGAUAUGAGUGCCAAGGAGAGAGUGAUCAUUGGAGUGACCUUGACUCUGAUCUUUAUCACUGGACAAAGCCAUUACGCCCUGUGCAGUGGUUUCCUGGUCAUAUAGCAAAAGCUGAAAAAGAACUGAAGGAGCAGCUCAAGUUGAUGGAUGUUGUGAUAGAGGUGCGGGAUGGACGAAUUCCUAUGUCCACAAGUCAUCCACAGAUGGAUCUAUGGCUUGGAAAUAGAAAGAGAAUUUUGGUUUUAAAUAGAGAAGACAUGAUAUCAACUGCAGACCGCAAUGCUUGGGCAGAUUAUUUUGCUAGGAAUGGCACAAAGGUUGUCUUUUCCAAUGGGCAGCUUGGAAUGGGCACGAUGAAGCUAGGACGGUUAGCUAAGGAAUUAGCAGCAGAUGUAAAUGUUAAGCGUAGAGCCAAAGGAUUACUUCCUCGUGCGGUUCGAGCUGGAAUAGUUGGAUACCCUAAUGUUGGGAAAUCAUCUUUGAUUAACCGUUUAUUAAAGCGAAGAAUGUGCCCAGCAGCUCCCAGACCAGGAGUCACAAGAGAAUUGAAGUGGGUUCGUUUCGGGAAAGAUCUUGAACUGCUGGAUUCUCCUGGGAUACUCCCGAUGCGAAUCAGUGAUCAGUCAGCUGCUAUAAAACUUGCCAUAUGUGAUGACAUUGGAGAGAGGUCCUAUGAUGUGACCGAUGUUGCUGCAGUUCUUGUGCAGAUGCUCACAAAACUUCCCAUAGUAGGGAGAGAUGCUCUUUGUAAACGAUACAAGAUUGAUGUAGAUAAUCAAUGUGGUAAAAUAUUCAUAGAGAAGCUUUCUGUUCAACUAUUUAAUGGAGAUGUUCAUCAAGCAGCAUUCCGUGUCCUAGCAGAUUUUAGAAAAGGUAAGUUUGGUUGGACUGCACUGGAGAGGCCUCCUAGGUGAAUGCAAAUAUUUGGUUUUAAAAGCAGAAUUCUGCAAAGCUUGAAGCGAAAAUUAUGCUAGAGUGCUCCUGGAACUGACUGCAGAAGACAACUCCACAUGGUGUUAGAUGAAUGUGGAUAUUGUGAUUAUGAAUGGCAUUAUGGAAGAGAAAAGUGAAUGUUCCCACAAGACAAAACCUUCGGACUUGAGGCACACGAAACAAAGGAUUUGAAGCCAUGGACGCUUCCUGUUAUUGCCAUGUAAUUUGGUCUCAUGCAUCUCUGUGUCUUUAUACAACUAGUGUGUGCCAUGGAAUGGGAGUUCAUAUGCAUCAUGCAUAUGUAGUAUAUAUUUAAUUGUUAUAGUGAGAUGUUUCUUAAAAUUAGGGCUGAUGCUUGUUGCACUUUCGGAUGGUCUUUUAACUUUUAACUCAUUGUUAAAACAGAUAAACAUGAUUGAUCCGCAUAAAUAAGAUGGUAAGACGAUUCAAUAGAGGAAGUUACUUGUACUA